AUGGGGGCACCACCGUUAGCUCUGGCUUGUCUCUGCUGUGGCUCUGGCUCUGCCUUCGUCUCUGUCUCUGGUCCUGGCUCUGGCGUUGGCAUCAUCAUCCCAAACCCAAGCAAGCGUGUCUUUUUGCGAUGA
Molecule: messenger RNA, 132 nt
Organism: Fusarium proliferatum ET1
Lineage: Eukaryota; Fungi; Ascomycota; Sordariomycetes; Hypocreales; Nectriaceae
Source: RefSeq, a predicted model, not a curated record